Molecule: messenger RNA, 732 nt
Organism: Macroventuria anomochaeta
Lineage: Eukaryota; Fungi; Ascomycota; Dothideomycetes; Pleosporales; Didymellaceae
Exons: 4
Coding region: 1-732 (243 amino acids)
Source: RefSeq, a predicted model, not a curated record
AUGUCACCUUCAUUUCUCGUUCAACUCGCCAAGCUUCCUAACGUCGAGUGGCUGCGCGAACGUGGAGUGGUUCGAGCCUUCAUUGCUGCACACAACCAGCCCAACCAAUUUGCCGAGAAAUCUACAUUCCAUAUCGCAGCCCUCCGUGCCGGCGUCAAGUACGUUACAACGGUGGCAUACUACCCGCGUUCGCAUUGGGCCAUCGAAACCAUGCUCGGCUCGCCAGAAUUUACCAGUUUGCAAUGGACGCCAUUGCAACCUAACAUCUUUAUGUGGCAUUACCUGAGCCCCGCUGUGGAACUGGUCAAAAAGGUCCGCGAUGGGGGCAAGCAAGUUCCGCUCCGCUUGUUUGUAGGUGCAGAUGCGCCAGUCGGUAUCAUCGAUCCUGAUGAGGUUGGCUUCUUCGCAGCGCUUAUCUUGCUCCAGGAGGACAUCUCCGUACACAACAAGCGUAAAUAUGUACUCAACGGGUCGGAGGACAUUACUGGAAGCCAGCUCGUUAAGAUGGUAGAGGAUCACAUUGAUGCUAAAGUUGAAGACGUCAAGUUUAAAGACUUUCUGUUCCUGCAGGAUAUGGUCGCCGCAAUGCCGCACGAGUCAAAGAACGUUAGUCUGUCGUUAGAAUGUGCUGCAGAGUCGGUGUGGGUGGGAAUGACCUCGGCUAAGACAACAAGUACGGAGGAAUUGAACUUGCAGCGCCGAAGAAGACGCCUGCUGAAUAUUUUGAGAUGA